Messenger RNA from Diabrotica virgifera virgifera (western corn rootworm), 747 nucleotides. Its product is annotated as cilia- and flagella-associated protein 97-like. Gene Ontology annotation, biological process: spermatogenesis. The transcript has a single exon. NCBI's taxonomy places the organism in Eukaryota, Metazoa, Arthropoda, Insecta, Coleoptera, Chrysomelidae. Bases 153 to 731 code for a protein of 192 amino acids. The record is from RefSeq and is a predicted model, not a curated record.
UUCCGUUACUGAAAUUAUGUUUCUAUGGAAACCCAUAUUGUGAUUAAUAUUUCAGUUUUUAUGACACGUAUAAACACCAAAUAACAUUAAAAAGCGUUUUAUAUUUAUACAGAAUAUACAGAUAUUUAAAUUGCCAAACUUUGAUUAUAUUUAUGGCGAGAGCUCCUAGAGAUGGCAUUGGAAUAUUAACGAAGUUAAACGAUUGCACUACUUGUGAAAGCAUACAAAAUAUAGCUCCUUCCCCAUCUCCUUGUGAGCUAUCGCGCUCUGAAAACUUCAACACAUCAUCGCAAAAUAUAGAAAUCAAAGACGCAAGUGACAAAAAUGACUCGUCUAUCGUUAGUGACAGUGAUAGUGAAGAAAUAAGUUACGAUGAUGAUUUCGAGCCCUUAGAAGCAGACGAUGAUGAUAAAGGGCAUGGAGAUUCUCGAAGUGUCCGAAGUAUCAGUUCGCAAAGUCAAAGUUCGUUCUGCGCGUCUACUACAUUAAAACUUCCAAAUAGAACAUUCCCUGAUUCAGAAAUACGAGAGAUUGAGCGCCAAAAUGACAUUUUGAUGAAGAAAAUUCUUUCAAAUAACAGAAGACCCAAUCAAUAUAAACCAAGAUCUACUGACUUCAGAUUGCCUUCCAGUGCAGCUGUUAACCGCAAACGGCAAGAAGCGAAAAUUGCUAGAGAAAAUCAAAUUUUAUUAAGGAAAAUCCAAACUGUUAAGUCUUCUUUUCAGAAAUAAAAUGCUGUUAGUAUUA